Molecule: messenger RNA, 2112 nt
Organism: Caenorhabditis elegans
Lineage: Eukaryota; Metazoa; Nematoda; Chromadorea; Rhabditida; Rhabditidae
Gene: T21D12.7
Product: BPTI/Kunitz inhibitor domain-containing protein
Exons: 8
Coding region: 32-2017 (661 amino acids)
Molecular function (GO): serine-type endopeptidase inhibitor activity; endopeptidase inhibitor activity
Source: RefSeq, marked reviewed
AGUAUGUCACUUUUAUCGAUUCGAUGAUAGAAUGAUCACGAAAACGUCUACUAUUUUCCAAAUACUCUUACUACUCGGAGUUACUGUGAUACAUUUGGAUGGUAAUGAGUUGGGAGGAUUUGUAUGUCGAUUACCAAAAAAUGUUGGAUUCGCGUGUGGUGUCACCACACCGCAUUCCGCAUACUAUUUUGAUUCUGAAAUUCGGGAAUGCAUAGAAUUCAUGUUUGAAGGAUGCGGAGGAAAUCAGAAUCGAUUCUCGAGCCGACAAGAGUGUAUAAAUGGGUGCAAGAGUUUGACCCAAUGCGGAAAAGGAAUGCCACUCAUGGAUUUUGCUGGAAAUAUCAAGAGAUGUGACGGUGAACGAGUUCCAUGUCCAGGGAGUCAUGAGUGUGUUGGUAAUGGAAUGAGCAGUGUUUGUUGUCAGAAAGCAGGCAGAAUCUGUCAGGCAUCAGUUCAUCCUGGAACGCCCUGUGGGGUACCUCCGGCUACCAGAUACUAUUUUGAUUCUUCGUCAAAAACGUGCCGCCCGUUUGCUUUUACUGGAUGUGGAGGCAAUGAGAACAAUUUCAAAGGAAAAGGAGAGUGUAUGAUGUUUUGUAGUUCAGAGAUAAUAUGUCCACGUGGAGAGCCACACGCCGAUCGUUACUCAAUCAAUAAUAUUGCCACGUGUAUGGAGGAUAAACAUUGUCCAAGGAAUUACACGUGUACGUCGAAGGUUGGGAAGAAAGGGGCAUGCUGUCCAAGUAAAGAAUUUGUAUGCGGUACCCCAUUUGAAAUUAAAAACAACUGCCGAAAACCAGAACCAGUCAACACAUGGUGGUUUGACUAUAGAAAAGGUGAAUGUAAACGGGCGGAACAUUCUAAUUGUGAAGAACACUUCAACUCAUUCGCAAACCAGGAACAAUGUGCUGAUUAUUGUGUUGGUACCUGUCCCAACAACCUGGAAGUUCAUUCCAAUCCUCGAACGGGUCAACCUCAUCUAUGCGACUUUCUGAAGAACGAAGGAUGCCCAAUGGGCUUUGAAUGUCUAAAAAGUAGUCCGUAUGCAUCGAUUUGUUGCAAAACACACCCAGUAUGUCCAUCUGCUGAAUCUAUACUUCUUGUUGAUGAGGAAAAUGAAGCUGUCAGAUGUUCGUCUAGCAGGGAUAGUUGUCCAGAGCAGUACAUGUGUCAACAAGCUAAGAAUUUGGAACAUAUCUGUUGCACCAAGCCACUGAACUGUCCUGCUGGAAUGGAUGCUUUAAGAGAAAACGGAGGUCGCCCUCGAAUAUGCUCGAUGGGUGUUGAUGGCAACUGUCCUCAUGAUCAUAUGUGUGUUCAAGGUGAUGGAUCAUUUGGCGCCGCCCGUCAUCUUUGCUGUAAACCGCGUAAAAAGUGUGUUAUCCCGUAUGUUGAUCCGGACAAGAAGCGACCGAUUCGAUGUUUCCCUGGUGAUCAGAGCUGUCCAAUUUCGACGGAUUGUCUUCCGGCUCUGGAGAAUUCGGAAUCAUUUUCCAAUUUGACAAAUGCAAUUGAUGUGAUGUUUUUCUGUUGUCACACUGUUUCAAUAUUCAGCUGUCCUGAUGGUGCUAGUCCAUUCUUGGAUCCAAAUUCAGGCCAACCUGCCACGUGUCUGGCUUCGAAUCCAUUUUCCUGUCCAGCAGAGCACAGUUGCACUGCAUUGAUGGAUGGUUCAACUGCUUGCUGUCCAAUCCAAACACCUCUCUGUGUAGAAGCCCUUGUAUCAGAUGAUGGGUCCCCGAAGACAUGUCUAGGAUGGGAUGAUAAUACAACGUGUCCCCAGGGAAAAUGCCAGAAAGCUAUGGACGGUGUGUAUUAUUGUUGUAGACCACCAAUGAUGAUUCUACAGAACAAUGCACCAAUAGUUCCACAAGUGGAAGGAGUGUCGGAUAGAGUUACAGAAUAUAUUGCGUGCAGUCUUGGAAUACUUUAUACAGAUUUUGUGAAACCCAAGAAGAAAAGGCAACCAGAGUAUUUGAAGUUGUUGAGAGAUCGGAGAGCAUCGAAAUUAGAUUAAUUUAUUUUCAAUAAUUAUUUUACCUCUACCUACUUGCCAAUCAGUUCUUUAAAAGCAUUUACUUCGUUUUAUAAAUAAAAGUGUUCGUAAUUUAA